Molecule: messenger RNA, 338 nt
Organism: Malaya genurostris
Lineage: Eukaryota; Metazoa; Arthropoda; Insecta; Diptera; Culicidae
Gene: mRpL33
Product: large ribosomal subunit protein bL33m
Exons: 3
Coding region: 86-283 (65 amino acids)
Biological process (GO): translation
Cellular component (GO): mitochondrion
Source: RefSeq, a predicted model, not a curated record
UGGCAUCCCUGGUCAAAACCGGGAGUAGUUUUGUUUUUAGAGUAUUGUGAUAAGGAUUUUGCUGUAGGAUUCUGUAAUUUUUACAAUGUUUAUUACCAAUAUUUUAUUGAAAAAGGCGAAGAGCAAAAAUAUUCUCGUGCUGAUGGAAAGUGCUGUCAGUGGACAUCAGUUUACGAAGAUCCGAGAGCGAUUGGCUGAUAAAUUGGAGCUGAUUCGAUUUGACCCAUACAUACAACGCAACUGUCUUUAUAGAGAACGUAGACGUGUCAGAAGUUUGGAUUAGAAUUACAAUGUUUAACUUUGUUUAAAUUAAAUAGAGCUGCUACAAUAGUAUGAAA